This is a messenger RNA of Lecanosticta acicola, 510 nucleotides long. NCBI's taxonomy places the organism in Eukaryota, Fungi, Ascomycota, Dothideomycetes, Mycosphaerellales, Mycosphaerellaceae. The record is from the annotation of a GenBank genome assembly.
AUGGCCGCCGUCCGACGCUUCCAGCCCAUCCUCCGCAAUGCCUCCCGGGCAAGCUACACCCGCACUCAACCCACGCAACGCUUCCUCAACUGGGCAACCGACGCGCCCCUCUGGACCGCCCACGCCGAAGCCAAAGGCGGACGACAAGGCCACGUCAAAGCCCCAGCUCUCAACGUAGACCUGGGCAUGCCGCAGGACAAACCCGCCAAGACGAACCCGGAGGAGCUCUUCGCGGCGGGAUACGGAGCCUGCUUUGUGGGAGCCAUGGGAGCCACGGCUCCUUCCCUGGGAAUCAAGCUGCCCGACGGCGUCGUCGCGGACACGGACGUGCAUCUCAUUGGGGACAUCAAGAAGCUGGAUAUUGGGAUUCGAGUGGAUAUGACCAUCAAGGCUUCGGGCAUCAGCAAGCAGGAUCUGGAGAAGCUGGUGGAGAAGACGAAGACGGUCUGCCCGUAUUCGCGGGCCACGGAGGGCAAUGUCGUCACGAACUUGAAGUGUGAAGUGGUAUAA